AUGGUUCAGGGGUCCUUCUUUUGUUUUGGAUCGGACCCGGAUGCUUUGGUCUGGAGCUUGGAUCCCUCAAGGGUUUUUUCGGUGAGGUCUGCUUAUCAGCUUGUUCGCUCGGCUCGGGCUCGCUCCUGGGUGUGUUCCUAUAUUUGGCAGUCGUCCGUUCCACGGAAAUUUUCCUUCUUCAUGUGGCGUUUACUAAAUGGCCAUCUGCCAGUGGAUGAUGUGCUGCGGAAAUUCCAGAUUCAUGGUCCUUCUAAGUGUCAUUGUUGCUUGCCGGCCCAAGGUGAAACGUUGCAGCAUGUGUUCUCUACUGGUCAAUUGGCGGGUGUGACUUGGAUGUUCUUUGAGCGCUCCUUAGGAGUGUCUGUACGAGGUGUGGCCGUUAGGUCUCGAUGUUCUGAUUGGUGGAUGUCCCCUGUUAAAGGGAAGGCGCUCCGCUGGGUGUCCCGGAUUCUUCCGGUCCUUAUUCUAUGGUUCUUAUGGCGUGCCAGGAAUGCAUCCAGGUUUGAGGGGUGCAAGGUUUCUGGGGUUCAGGUUCGGGUUUCUAUCUGUUCCGAAUUGCAAAGCUUAGCUCAAAUCCACUUUCCAGGGAUCGCGCUUUUGCCUUGCCAGUGGGAGGGGUUCCUAGAGGUUUUGUCUUCGGCCAGAAGGGUGUUAGUAGCUAAGGCGGUGAGGUGGACUUUCCCUGUGGAGGGUUCUUUUAAGCUUAACACUGACGGUUGUUCUACGGUCGGUGGUAGUGGGGGCGGUGGGGUGAUUAGGGAUUCGAGGGGAAAACUCAUUAUUGCUUUUGCGGAUUCUUUUGGCUCUCUGGAUUCCUUGCAGGCUGAGGCUCGGGCUCUCUUGUUAGGGCUUCAGCUGGGGUACAGCUUAGGGAUUUCGCAGAUGUUUGUUGAAUCUGAUUGCUUGGUCUUAGUCAAUUGUUUAAAGGGGGUUUGGGGGGUUCCUGCGGUGAUUCGGCCAGUUGUUCGUGCUGUUCGUCUGGUUACUUCUGCUGGCCAUCAGUUUGGUCAUUGCUAUCGAGAGGGGAACAUGGUGGCGGACUCGCUCGCAACGUUUGGGGUGGAGUGUGGCUCUCGAUCUAUUUUCACGUCAGCGUCUCAGUUGCCCCUGCGCUCCAGGGGGCUUUUAUCUCUGGACAUGCAGAAUUUUUGUAGUUUUCGUUUUUCUCUUAGGAUAUAUCCUAUCAAUCUAAUAGCUAUUACUGAAGGGCAACUCAAAUUUGAUUUGUCAACUGCAACUGCAGAAAGUGAGAAGCUUCCCACUGGCUCCACCUGCAGCUACAUGUAUGGCAUUCUAGCCCCACAAGAUAACAACCUAGUUGCUAUUGGCACAGACGAUUCAACUAUACUCGUCUACAACAUGUGA
Molecule: messenger RNA, 1365 nt
Organism: Coffea eugenioides
Lineage: Eukaryota; Viridiplantae; Streptophyta; Magnoliopsida; Gentianales; Rubiaceae
Exons: 3
Coding region: 1-1365 (454 amino acids)
Molecular function (GO): nucleic acid binding; RNA-DNA hybrid ribonuclease activity
Source: RefSeq, a predicted model, not a curated record